Molecule: messenger RNA, 4315 nt
Organism: Drosophila bipectinata
Lineage: Eukaryota; Metazoa; Arthropoda; Insecta; Diptera; Drosophilidae
Gene: Pkc98E
Product: Protein kinase C
Biological process (GO): protein phosphorylation
Cellular component (GO): cytoplasm; nucleus
Molecular function (GO): ATP binding; diacylglycerol-dependent serine/threonine kinase activity
Source: RefSeq, a predicted model, not a curated record
GACCGUUUUUAGUGGAAUUCGCGCAAGAGGAAAAGCUGCUUUUCUUUGGGGUGGUGAAAACUUUCGUUUUUAGAAAAGAUAGAUCAAAUAUAAAAGUUGCCAGCUAUGCAACGGAAAAUGCUGGACACUGUGAUUUUGUGAAACAUCUCGAAUUCGUCAAAGAACAAGGAAAUUCCUCAAGAUACCAAUCAAUUGAAACGCUGUGCAAACAGGAUCACCAUCCCACACACCGCAAACCACAAGCACAGCUGAGUAGUGCCAUCACUGCUCCCGACCGCAUACACCGACCCUUACAUACACACCAGACAUACGCGGAGCUGAGGACACCAAGGAUCAGGCGCACGGGGACUCGAUUCUAGAGGCGGGAGCACCAACGGGCAACGGGCGACCAUGUUUACGGGAAAGCUGCAGAUCAAGGUGUGCGAGGCGAGUGGCCUGCGGCCCACAGAUUUCCAGAAGCGCCACAACCUUACCUUUGGCAAACUAGCCGACGAGCAGCUCAUAGAUCCCUACGUGACCAUAGAUGUCGAUGAUAAUCAUUUUGAUCGUGCCACGACCCGGCCAAAGACCUUCGAUCCUGUUUGGAAUGAGCAGUUCGUCCACGAUGUGAACAAUGCCAAGAACAUCAACUUGACCGUUUUCCACGAUGCCGCUCUGCCGCCAGAUGACUUUGUUGCCAAUUGCAUCAUCUCGUUCGAGGAUCUCAUGCAGAGCGAGACGGCUGUGCAAGAUCUAUGGGUUAAUUUGGAGCCUCAGGGCAAGAUUCAUGUUAUAAUCGAGCUGAAAAAUCGUAAUGAUCAAGCCAAAGCUGAGGCCGAGGUGGAGCACACCGUGGCCGUUAAUAAGGAGUUCAAAGAGCGCGCUGGCUUCAAUCGCCGCCGCGGUGCCAUGCGACGUCGAGUGCACCAGGUAAAUGGUCACAAGUUCAUGGCAACGUUUUUGCGUCAACCCACCUUCUGUUCGCAUUGCCGCGAGUUUAUCUGGGGAAUUGGUAAACAAGGCUAUCAAUGUCAAGUCUGCACGUUAGUUGUACAUAAGAAAUGCCAUAUGUCCGUGGUGUCCAAGUGUCCGGGCAUGCGAGAUGAGCAAGCCAAAGUGGAGGUGGUGCCGGCGGGCCAAAGGUUCAAUGUGAACAUGCCGCACCGCUUCGUGGUGCACAGCUACAAGCGGUUCACAUUCUGCGACCAUUGCGGGUCCCUCCUUUAUGGGCUGAUAAAGCAGGGCCUGCAGUGCGAGACCUGCGGCAUGAACGUGCACAAGCGCUGCCAGAAGAACGUGGCCAACACCUGUGGCAUCAACACGAAGCAGAUGGCCGAGAUCCUCAGUUCGCUGGGCAUUUCGCCGGACAAGCAGCAGCCGCGACGCUCCAAGUAUCUUAACCAGCAGGGCGGCGAGGACAAUUACGGCGCAUCCCUGGGACCCGAUGGGGAGGCAGGUCCGGGCCAGUCCUUCCGCAGUGGCACGCUCUCGGCGGACAGUUUGGCCACCUCCACCGCGACCCUGACCAGUGGCUACAACAGCAGCAGUUGCAUGAGCCUGGCGGUAGGCGGUGGAGUGGCCGGCGGCGGUGGGGGCGGCGCCACCGGGGAGACCCGGCCGGGCAAGUGCUCCCUGCUGGACUUUAACUUUAUCAAAGUGCUGGGCAAGGGCUCCUUCGGCAAGGUGAUGCUGGCCGAGAAGAAGGGCACCGACGAGAUCUACGCCAUUAAGGUGCUGAAGAAGGACGCCAUCAUCCAGGACGACGACGUCGACUGCACCAUGACGGAGAAGCGCAUACUGGCGCUGGCCGCCAAUCAUCCCUUCCUGACUGCGUUACAUUCCUGUUUCCAGACCCCGGACCGGCUCUUCUUUGUGAUGGAGUACGUCAACGGUGGCGAUCUGAUGUUCCAGAUCCAGAAGGCGCGUCGCUUCGAGGCCGCUCGGGCAGCCUUCUAUGCGGCGGAGGUGACACUCGCGUUGCAGUUCCUCCACGCCCACGGCGUCAUCUAUCGCGACCUGAAGCUGGAUAACAUAUUGCUGGACCAGGAGGGUCAUUGCAAGCUGGCCGACUUCGGUAUGUGCAAGGAGGGCAUCAUGAACGGCAUGUUGACCACUACCUUCUGCGGCACGCCCGACUACAUUGCCCCUGAGAUCCUUAAGGAGCAGGACUACGGCGCAUCUGUCGACUGGUGGGCGCUGGGUGUGCUCAUGUACGAGAUGAUGGCCGGACAGCCGCCGUUCGAGGCAGACAAUGAAGACGAGCUUUUCGACUCGAUCAUGCACGAUGACGUCCUGUACCCCGUUUGGCUAUCUCGCGAAGCCGUUUCCAUCCUAAAGGGUUUUCUAACCAAGAAUCCGGAACAGCGUCUGGGCUGUACGGGAGAUGAAAACGAAAUACGCAAACAUCCAUUUUUCAACAAGCUCGACUGGAAGGAGCUUGAGAAGCGCAAUAUAAAGCCGCCAUUCCGACCGAAAAUGAAAAAUCCGCGUGAUGCCAACAAUUUUGAUGCGGAGUUUACCAAGGAGGAUCCGGUGCUGACACCGAUUGGCAACGAGGUCAUACGCUGCAUCAAUCAGGACGAAUUCGCCGGCUUCUCUUUUGUCAAUCCCAAGUUUGGACCGGAGAGAAAAGUCUACUAAGAGGCCCAUCGAUCGCAGUUCAUGUUCACCCGUCACUUUGAUUGGUCGCGAUCCGGUCUGAGCCACUAUUAGUGGAUCCUCCGAUGGUGGAUCCUAUCCAGAUCAGACCGAUUGGAUCUGUCAUUCAGCGUGUGGCGCAUGCGUGUACCCUAGCACAAGCUGAAUAAUAUUUUAGUUUAUCUCCUCCACCUCUUCCCGGUGAACGCUUAUUUGUUGUCUGUUUCCAGCGGAUCGGUUCAGAUCGGAUCAGAUCACUCAUCCCACAUCCACAACUACCAGUGCCAAUUGUCGUGGGCAGUGCGAAACUGCUGAAAUUGCUAGGCUUCAUAACAUGAAUAUUGCAAACGCAUCUGGACACGAAUUGUUAAGCCCUUGUUAACCAAACUUUCCCCCCGAAAUCCUUAACCUUCUUAAGCUUCAAGCCUUUUUCCCAUAUAAAUUUAUUUAUGUUGUUUGCCAGCCAAAAAAGCAAAAAAAAAAAAAAAGAAAAAGAAAUUAAGUAGCCCCACCCCCAUCUAGUCAAUGCCCAGUGGCUGAGUGCAUUUUGUUAUUAGUUAUUUAUUGAUUGUUUGACGUUGACGUGUCGAAUCUCAUGUUUCGCACUCACAGACCGACAGCAUCUAUGUAUUUUUCUGGAGGCGAGGCACUUGCUCCAAAGCGAAUCUCAAGGGAAUUUCUAACACAAUAGCCGCAAUGUGCCGUCUGUACCAUACACACAAUAUACACACAAUACAAUAUAAAUACAUCCACUAUGUAUUUGGAUGCACAAAUUUAUUAUUUUUAUUUUGUUUUAUGUAUUUAAAAUUUGCACAACUUCCUUCUCAAGUAUUAAAGCGAUAUUAUUUUUAAAUUACCUUAUUGUUACGCAUAAAAAUAUUUAUAAAAAAAAAAUGAAAAUUAAAAGAAAAGAAAAGAACAAUUUCAAGCCAAACACCUAAUACAAAUUGCCUACAAUUUACCAACAAAGAGAAUGUAACGCUAAAUUAAUCAUAGAAAAAAAGCUAAAAUGAAGAGAAUGUCUAAAGAGAAUCAUAUUAAUUUUAUGCUAAACAAAUUAUGAAUACAAACAAAUGUGUUUAGUCUGUAAGCCGAUGGAGAGGAGGUCAAAGAAAUUAUAUAUAUAUACACCUAUAUGAACCAUAUAAAUUGUGAAACUAAAGGCAUAUAUAAUACACACCCACGCCCACACCCAAGAACAAAAACACAAAUCCAACAAAUGAAACACUUAGCGUAAUGAGGGAAAGCAGUGGAAAGUUAUAAGAAAUUAUGUGGCAUAGGAUGACUAGGAGAUAAAACAAUAUUAAUGUUUAUGUGUUGAUUUUAAAGCCAAAGACUCAAAGCAAAAUUCUAUAUAUGUAUGAACUAACUAACCGAAGGCAAAUUUUAGCAUAACGCAUCGAAAUUUGAUCAGUAUCCUUUUAUUGUUAUUACUAUGAUUAUUAUUUAUUCAAUAACUUAUUUGUGUGGCUUACUGAUUUGUUUCUGUUACAACUGAUUUCAUCCAACCACAGAAGAAGGAAUCAUUAUAUGAAUAAUAAAUAAAUAACUAGAAUGAAGAAGAGCAAGGACGGAUAACAGAAAAUUUAUUAACUAUAAGCAGCGUUGUUAACUAAAUAAAAAAAAGAAACAAAAUCAAGGCAAAGGCAGGCAUAAACACACAGAUUUGUAUGUAUUAAUAAAGCCCUGUGUCUAAUAA